UCGGGCGUCAUAUAUCAAAGUUUAGGCUAAAGUUCAAACUCUGUGCUCACAAUUCCACUUCUUGCUACAACUUCACUUGUUUUGUGAGCUCAUCCUAGUGUAUGUUGGUGUCGAAAGUUAUUGUGAUAGAGCUGGGAUUGGACAAAACGUAACAGUUUUUCAGAUUUAUAUUUCUGGUGUAAACAUGUUCCGGCAAAGAACGGCGAAUGUGUUCGGACAAGGACGUAUGCUGUUGCAUGGAGCAUUCGACACACAUCCGGCGAGGCUGCCACGACGGUCAACUGUUUCCGUUAUCCCUCUGUUCAACGACGUCAGAGAUCGCUCAUCCCGCAUUCUCUUCCCUCUUCAUAAGUGCGUGCGUCGGGAGUCGCAUCGAGGACUCCAGACCGGUAUUGAGCAUCGCAAGCCAAUGUUCACUGACCGCAGUCAGCUGCAGUACGCUCGCAGACUGGUCAUCAAGCUGGGGAGCGCAGUCAUCACGCGAGAGGAUGAACACGGUCUGGCCCUCGGAAGACUCGCAUCGAUUGUUGAACAGGUCGCUGAAUGUCAUCUGGAGGGCAGGGAGUGUAUCAUGGUAACUAGCGGUGCCGUGGCUUUCGGUAAACAGAAGAUGGCUCAAGAAUUGCUCAUGUCUCUUAGUAUGAGGGAGACACUGUCGCCAAAAGACCACACCAGAGAGAACACUGGGAAACUGCUUGAUGCUCGAGCAGCAGCUGCGGUCGGCCAAUCUGGCCUCAUGUCUCUGUACGAAGCCAUGUUCUCUCAAUACGGGAUCAAGAUCGCUCAGGUGCUGGUCACGAAGCCGGACUUCUACAACGAAGAGACGCGGCGAAAUCUGUUCAGCACGUUGUCGGAACUCAUAAGCCUCAAUAUCGUGCCUAUCAUCAACACAAACGAUGCAGUAACGCCUCCACCGCAGAUAGAUGAGGAAAUCGCCAAAGGUUCAAUGAAGAACCGCAUGGGAGCUAUCAGCCUCAAGGACAACGACAGCUUGGCGGCCAUGCUGGCUGCAGAAGUACAGGCGGACCUGCUGGUCCUUAUGUCUGAUGUGGACGGGAUCUAUACGAAGCCCCCUUCACAGGAAGGAGCUCGGCUUCUAUGGACCUACACUCCGGACAUGAACGAUCUUGUCAAAUUCGGCAAAAAAUCUCGCGUCGGUACAGGAGGGAUGGAUUCCAAGGUGAAGUCUGCAGCGUGGGCUCUGGAGCGAGGAGUGUGUGUUGUAGUCUGCAAUGGAAUGCAGGACAACGCAAUAAAGACCAUUCUGCGUGGCAGAAGAAUAGGGACCUUCUUCACCUACAGCGGCAGCAACGGAGGAAACGCUGCCACAGACAUUCUCGCCGAGAACGCCAGGAAUGGUAGUCGGAUUCUACAGGGAUUAGCCCCAGAAGAGCGAGCCACUUGCAUCUACACUCUGGCUGAUUUGUUACUCAGCAAGGAAAAGGAAAUCCUUGAAGCAAACGACAAGGAUUUGGCAGAGGCCACAAAGAGCGGUCUCAACAAACCACUUCUAUCCAGGUUGUCCUUAACACCUGCCAAACUGAAAAAUCUGGCUAUAGGUCUUCGUCAGAUCGCCGAAAGCAGCCACAUCAACGUGAACAGAGUUCUGCGUCGUACCAGGCUGGCGCCAGGUUUGGACCUCACGCAGGUCACAGUGCCUAUAGGAGUGUUACUGGUCAUUUUCGAGUCACGGCCUGACUGUCUGCCUCAGGUCGCCGCACUUGCUAUUAGCUCCGCCAACGGGUUGCUGCUGAAAGGAGGUAGUGAGGCGGCCCAUAGCAACAAAGCGCUAAUGGAGCUGGUAAGGCAGGCGCUAGAAGCGGUGGGCGCCGGGAACGCCAUCUCUCUUGUCUCGACACGCGAGGAGAUCAGCGACUUGCUGUCACUGGAGGGUCACAUCGACCUGAUCAUCCCGCGCGGUUCCUCGGAGCUAGUGCGUUCCAUUCAAGACCAGAGUCACCACAUUCCCGUCAUGGGUCACGCUGAGGGCAUAUGCCACGUGUAUGUGGACAACGAAGCAGACCUCGCCAAAGCUUUGAAAAUAAUUCGCGACUCAAAGUGUGACUACCCGGCAGCCUGCAAUGCCAUGGAGACACUGCUCCUGCACGAGGACCUGGUGAAGAGCGGGUCGUCGUUCUUCACUGACGUGUGCACUAUGCUCAAGAACGAAGGGGUGACAAUCUACUCGGGCCCCAGACUGGCAGAGCAACUAACGUUUGGACCGCCUCGUGCGAAGUCACUCAAAACGGAGUACAGCGGCCUUGGGUGCACUAUAGAGGUAGUGGGUGGGCUCGAGGAGGCCGUGGACCACAUCCACACUUACGGCAGCGGUCACACUGACGUCAUCGUGACACAAAAUGAGCAGAAAGCAACGUAUUUUCAGACUCAAGUGGACAGCGCAUGCGUAUUCCUUAAUGCUAGCUCAAGAUUUGCUGACGGCUACAGAUUUGGACUUGGUGCUGAAGUCGGCAUCAGUACCUCUCGUAUUCAUGCUCGAGGCCCCGUGGGUGUGGAAGGGUUGCUGACCACAAAGUGGGUGCUCAAGGGUGACGGCCAUGCUGCGUCUGACUUUGCAGAGGGCGGAUCUAUGCAGUUCAUCCACGAGUCUCUGCCCGUCAACUAAGCGACCAGCCACCCAUAGCGAAUAUUCAACUAUAAAUCAUCCACGUUUGAAAAAAUAAAAGCCAUAAAAAUCAAAUAUAAAUGUGAAAUAAAUUGAUGUACCACAUGUAGAA
This is a messenger RNA of Zootermopsis nevadensis, 2735 nucleotides long. It is a transcript of the gene P5CS, whose product is annotated as Delta[1]-pyrroline-5-carboxylate synthase. The record is from RefSeq and is a predicted model, not a curated record. Gene Ontology annotation, molecular function: glutamate 5-kinase activity; glutamate-5-semialdehyde dehydrogenase (NADP+) activity; ATP binding. Gene Ontology annotation, cellular component: cytoplasm; mitochondrion. NCBI's taxonomy places the organism in Eukaryota, Metazoa, Arthropoda, Insecta, Blattodea, Termopsidae.